GCGGGUAGCUGGGGCAUAGGGUGUUGUUGAAUUUGCCAUGAGGACAAGUGUGGUUUCAUUUGGCUAUGGCUCAUCUGGAGCAAGCCAAACCAGUCAUCCUGAUGCUGAGCCACACGUCCUGCUCGGGAGGAAGAUUGACAUUUUGCACGAGUUUGUUGAGAAAAGCUUUCGGCGGCAGGCCAAAUUAUUGCGGAUGGAGGUUCGCCGAAAUCUUCGUGCCGCCAGGGAACCAGAUCAAAACGAAGUUCCCAUAGACUUGGACUUCGAGUUGCAGACAGACUUCAACUUUGAAGAAGUUGAAGCUGACAAAAAAGCUGCUGAAACAGAAUCAGUGUCAGUACCGUUUGCAAGUAAAGAGGAUCAGUUCCAAACUCCGCCGUCUUCUCCGCCAGCUUCCCCACGGCAUCAACCCAGUAACGGUCCUUCGCGCCCAUCAAUGCGAUCACACCAGAGCCGACCUAGCACCGUCGGUCAACACAGAUCAAGCCUUGGAAGCGCGUUCACCACCUUCACAGGAACCUCUGGACGCCGGUCGCUGUUGAGCAGUGUUGGUGCCUCAUGGAGAUCUGGAAGCCGUCUCAGAUUGAGCGGUGCCAGUGAACUUACUUCAUCUACGAUCCAGACAGGUCACAAGACUCUCCACAGUGUUGGGACUGAAGGGACAGCUCGAAGUCAUCGAAGUCUUUGGAGCCUCCACACCAACCGGUCUAAUCGCUCAAACACAUCUAACCAAACAAGCAACCGCUCAGCCGAUCGCAGUUGGGAGACUGGCCAAAGCUCACCGAGCUCACCAGACUCUUUUUUAAAGGAGCAUUACGACCAGCACUUGGCCACCGCCCAAAUUCAGGCUAUGUGGAUGACUCGUCGCAGGUUCUUUUCAGACACAAGUAGCAACAAAGAAAGGGGAUGGCAGUCCUUUGCGGAAGAAAUGAUCGACUCAGCCAUGUUCUCGUACAUCCUUACCCCUUUGAUUCUCCUUCAUGUUAUCCUCAUGGGGGUAGAAGUGGAUGUAUAUAUUGCCAGUGGCCCUCUUGGAAUGCCAUCAUGGAUUAGCAUUGUGAAUUUGAUCUUGGUGAGCCUCUUCAUGUGCGAGUUGUUGCUGAAGUUUGCAGCACUGGGUUGCCGCAAGUUCUGGUGUGGCACGGAUUGGGCAUGGAAUACCUUUGAUGCCUGUGUGAUCUCCUUGUCCGUUGCAGACGUGGCCCUUGAUCUCCUGUUCACCGCAUCGGUUCAAGCUGGCCAAGUGAGGGUUUUCCGCAUGGUUCGCAUUUUCCGCUAUCUGCGGAGCAUUCGAGUGGUUCGGCUUUUCCGCUACAUAAGCGCUCUGCAGGUAUUGAUUUUGUCUAUCAUCGGGACCAUGAGCUCGUUGGCUUGGACGCUGGCCCUUCUGCUAUUGAUCAUCUACAGCUUUGCGGUUGUCCUAACAGAACUAGUUGUCGAGCAUUGCAGCACACUGAUUCCUGGAAACAGCACAGAGUCUAGCUCUGUCGGGGGUCCCUUGGCCGGGUGCUCAGCACAAUUGACCGACCACUGGGCAAAUGUGGCAGAGAGUAUGAUGACGCUGUUCAUGACCAUAUCCCAGGGCUUGAAUUGGGAGGAAUUGGUCACACCUCUCCGGGAGUUCUCCAUCGUGCCGGUCGCUCUUCUUCUGCUGUAUGUGGUGAUAGCAAUUUUUGCGAUCCUCAAUGUAGUUACCGGGGUUUUUUGCAACACUGCCAUAGACAGCGCCGGGGCAGACAAAGACGUACGAACGCUCAAGCAGAUCCAAGCAAGGUCGCAACAGGUAGAGCUUUUGAAGCAAGUUUUCAGUGAGAUUGACUUUGAGAAAGUGAACGAAAUCAGCUUGGAGGACAUAAAGCGGUGCUUGGGCAACGACGAUCUAGCCGACUUUUUGGAAUCCAUGGGCAUCUCCACCGAUGAUGUUUGGACUCUUUUCAUGCUGCUGGAUUCUGAUCAUACUGGUCUCCUUGACCUGGAUGAGUUUGUCUCGGGCUGCAUGCAGCUUCACGGGCCUGCCAAGAGCAUCCAGGUUGCCAAAAUGAGCUAUGAGAACAAGCCACCCGGAUCAUGAAAACCGCGCUUAAAAUCGGCAAGGCCCUUUUGCCAUGUGGCGUUUCUGAGGCUCACCCGGUCAGCAAUCAGAAGCUUGAGCAAGGACAUUGAUGCUAUCAAGUAUUGCCUUGGGCAGCUGCCAGCCCCCCUGCCCAUGCUGGAGGAAACUGAGGAUGCAACAGACGUUUCAAUUUGAAGUGUCGGCACUUCUUUGCAUUUUGUUCAUGCAAUUGUGCGGCCAUUGGGUUUGGCAGAUUCCUUCGAUACCAUGUUCCCGCCCUGGAUUUGACCAGAAGCCCAAAGGGCCGGUCAAAGGUAGAACAGAUUCAGCCUAGGCAACCUAGACUGCAAGGUCUUUACGGCCCCAAUUUUGUCUCACUCCUAGCUGGCUUUCCAGAUCUGGAGGCCAGCAUCGACGCCGAAUCGCCGACAACGAGCAAAGCGUAGUAAGCCAGGACUGCAACGUACGGGUUUGUGACGUCCU
Molecule: messenger RNA, 2536 nt
Organism: Durusdinium trenchii
Lineage: Eukaryota; Dinophyceae; Suessiales; Symbiodiniaceae
Source: the annotation of a GenBank genome assembly